This is a messenger RNA of Fonsecaea pedrosoi CBS 271.37, 1476 nucleotides long. RefSeq lists its product as uncharacterized. The transcript has a single exon. The coding region runs from base 1 to 1476 and encodes 491 amino acids. Lineage: Eukaryota; Fungi; Ascomycota; Eurotiomycetes; Chaetothyriales; Herpotrichiellaceae. The record is from RefSeq and is a predicted model, not a curated record.
AUGGCAUCCGGCUCAGAAUCCACCUUACCACCCCCUUUCGCCAGGUCAUGGGAGAGUAUCAUGCCGUGGGAAAUCCGGACCCAGAUAUUCAGCGAGUGCAUCAAGAACCGCUCCGUCAGCCUCUUGUACGCCAACAAGCAGCAUUAUACCGCGUUCCGCCCUCUUCUCUACGAAAAUUUCGUUCUCUCCUUCGUCAUCGACCCAUCCGCAACCGACUCCCUGGUGGACAUACUCGGCCAAAACGGCCGCGUGGUCUGUGCCGCCUCCCCACACCCUGACUACGUCAGCAUCGUCGAAUACAUGCCGACCGACCUCUUUCAGAGGAUCGAGAUCUUCAUCGACGCACCAGAUCCAGAUGAUCCGGGCCAACUGGUCAGGGCUUGGAAGCAGACCACGGGGUUGUUGGCGGCGUUGUUGCCCAGAUGGAAAACCGCAGAGGCACCCAUGACUAUGACAAAUAUUCAAGUACCCAGAGGUCGUCGUAGCAAGACUGCUCUUCUUCCACCCAUGAUCGUCCAAUUCCGGGGAAAGGAGGGACAAGACAAGAAAUGGACUUCCUUUCAGCCUUCUCUUGAGCGACGGGUUUGGAACCACAGCGUUCCAAGCUUCGGGUACUGGGACCCGGAGAUGGAAACGACGCCGAUCAAACACGGUGGGAUUCAUUCCGAUCUUGGAAUCAUCAUGACAGCUUUUCUCCGAGUCCGGGGUGUUGCGUCACUCAGUUUUGACUUCCCCGGUGAAGUCGAUGCACCCCCGAAAGACGUCGCUUCCUUGAUGAGAGAAGUGGACCGACUCACUGCGGAGGGGAAGCCUUUUGGCCUGUACGGUCAACAAGACGAUGACGAUUACAUGAUUGGCAUCGCAGAGGACAAUUUCCACCUCUGGCUGGAUUAUCUUCUCGAUGACAUGCAAGGCCCCAGUGCCGCACUCGUCCGCGGCGACAGAGCCGAAACCUGGUGCUCUGAGUACGACUUUCUGAUGAAGGAGAGACUGUACAAUUGCUCACUCGGCAACAUUCUGAAACAUCACCUGGAGAAGCAAUAUACCGACCGAUGUGUAGCCAGGAUCCUCCUAACAACGGCAAUCCAUGUCUCUUGCUCGCGAGGACUCGGUCAAUACAGAGGAGAAGAACAGUCGCAGCGCAUGGCGGCGACAAAGCAAAGACACUGGAGCUUUUGGACCCGGCAUUUUCCCCGUGGCAUCGCGUGCAAAUCGGAUAACGAAUUGUGGCCUAUGGAUGUGUCGACGAGGACGCGGAGGAGUUGGCUCGCAGGCGGCACCAACAUCACUUGUACCCAUUGGUCACAGCCCGUAUUGGGGCGUCCCCCUGUUUACCUCUGCCCGGUCUGCGGCGACCAGGAUGCUCAAGAGUAUGACGAGUACAAUAUUGCAGACGUGUACGAAGAGGAGCAAGAUCUUUUGGUCGAGUACCUGGAAGCAAGCCCACUCAUGCCGCCAAGGUUUGAGGAAAUGUGA